Anas platyrhynchos (mallard) is the source of this 405-nucleotide messenger RNA. The record is from RefSeq and is a predicted model, not a curated record. Lineage: Eukaryota; Metazoa; Chordata; Aves; Anseriformes; Anatidae.
AUGUCGCUAAAACAUAUUGCUGUUAUGCAGUCAUGGUGUGGCCUGCUGGUAUCAGGGCUGUGGGAGGACACCAGAAGCGGGAGGUUGUGGUCCACGGCCAUUUUUUCUGGCUACAAACAUGGCCUCUGAAACCAGUGGAAGCACAAUGACCUUCUGAAAUUUGAAGGUGUCUAUGCUUGCCAGGUGAUAGAGUUCCACUUAGGUAAGAGGUGUGCCUAUGUAUACAAAGUGAAAAACAACACUGUAACCCCUGGUGACAAGCCCACCAGGACACCAGUGAUCUGGGGGAAGCUAACCCGUGCCCAUGGGAAUAGCCUUAUGGUUAAUGCCAAGUUCCAUUCCAAUCUUCCUGCCAAGGCCACCAGACACAGUAUCCAAGUGAUGCUGUGUCCAUCUAGGAUCUAA